This is a messenger RNA of Medicago truncatula (barrel medic), 1810 nucleotides long. RefSeq names its product protein TRIGALACTOSYLDIACYLGLYCEROL 2, chloroplastic. The coding region runs from base 296 to 1444 and encodes 382 amino acids. Lineage: Eukaryota; Viridiplantae; Streptophyta; Magnoliopsida; Fabales; Fabaceae. Gene Ontology annotation, molecular function: lipid carrier activity; phospholipid binding. The transcript is spliced from 7 exons. The record is from RefSeq and is a predicted model, not a curated record. Gene Ontology annotation, cellular component: chloroplast inner membrane.
AAUAAUCAACUUUUCAUGAUUUUCAUUACCUUCAAUAUCAUACAUACCUUUAUGCUUAUUCAUCAUUCUGAAAUUGCAGCAUUUUUACAUGAAACCCAAUUUUAAUUUUUCCUGGGAUCAUGAUUAGGGUGAUAAUUAGAACUCAAACCCACUAUUAAUUUGGUCUCAAAUUGCUACCUUUUUCAUUUCUGCUAUAAUACUAAUGUUCACAUUAUGGAAAAGUUACUGCAGAUCAAAACUUUUUUUCCUUGAUAGAUAGAACUUCUGAGUUUUGAGCAAGGAGGUUGGUUUGAAGAUGGUUGGCAACCCUGCAAUCCAUCUCUCAUCGUUGCCAACUUCUGUUUCUUCAUGUCUGAUUUCUCUACCAGGCAACUCAUUAAAGUUCGCGCCGCUUUCAAUUCGAAAUCGGAAUAAAAUCAACAAGAUUAGAGCUAUAUCUUCUGAUACAGGCAAUGUCAAAAAACAGUCAUCUAGUUCAGAAACAAAGAAUCCACUUUCAGUUGUAUUCGACAUUCCUAGACGUAUUUGGAAGCAAACACUGGUUCCAUUAAGUGAUUUUGGGUUCGGUCGUAAUAGUGUCUGGGAAGGUGGGGUUGGACUAUUUUUGGUAUCUGGUACGAUACUAUUUGUGCUCAGUAUGGCUUGGUUGAGAGCAUUCCAAAUAAAUUCCAAAUUCAGAAAGUACACGGCAGUUUUCGAGUUUGCUCAAGCUUGUGGUAUAAGCACCGGAACACCUGUGAGAAUCAGAGGGGUCACUGUUGGCAAUGUCAUUCGCGUUAAUCCUUCCUUGAAAAGUAUUGAGGCAGUUGUCGAGAUAGAAGACGAUAAAACAAUUAUACCAAAGAACUCAUUCGUUGAGGUUAACCAGUCAGGUCUUUUGAUGGAAACUAAAAUCGACAUCAAUCCUCGUGAUCCAAUUCCGACACCUUCAGUUGGUCCUCUUGACGAAAAAUGUGCUAAAGAAGGUCUCAUUGUGUGCGAUAGAGAAAAGAUCAAGGGUCACCAAGGAGUAAGUUUGGAUGAAAUGGUGGGAAUAUAUACCCGUCUUGGACGAGAUGUAGAGGGAAUUGGUAUCGUCAACAGCUACUCAUUGGCUGAACGAGUUUUUGCUGUUAUGGAAGAAGCAAGACCACUUCUUACACAGAUGAAAGCCAUGGCUCUAGAUGUUCAACCUUUGUUGGCCGAGGUCCGUGAUAGCGGCCUAUUGAAGGAAGUUGAGAGUUUGACCCGAAGCCUUACCCUAGCUUCUGAUGAUUUGAGAAGGGCACAUUCAACGAUUAUGACCAAUGAGAACGCUGAGCUGAUCCAGAAGUCCAUACACACACUUAUAUUUACCUUGAAGAACAUUGAGAAUAUUACCUCUGAUAUGGUGGGUUUUACUGGUGAUGAAAGUACCAAAAAGAAUUUGAAACUACUUAUCAAGAAUCUCAGCAGGUUAUUGUGAAGUCAAGUUUCCAGCGAAGUAGCAUAUAACAGGUGUCAUUGAAUCGAGAAAGUUGAUUUUUAUGUGAUGACUUUUUUGGUUUCUGCUCAAGUUAUUGGCGUCAUCUGUGGAUUAUGUCACUUGUUAAUGCCAGAUUUUGAGAAGAAUGAAGUCACGGUUUAAAGGCUUAUAGAAUUUCUUAGUGUUUAAUUGGGUUGAGGUUUUGAGUUGAAUGCAACCACCGUCUUAGCAAUGUAUUAAUUGAUGAACAUGAUCAAUUCAAUUCCCAUGCAACAGUGCAGUUUAAUGUUAUAGAGGGUUUUCGAUACUUUUUUUAAGACAGGUUUUCAAUACAUUGAUAUAAUGUAGAACGUUCUUUUUUGUGUU